Messenger RNA from Saccharomycodes ludwigii, 1179 nucleotides. It is a transcript of the gene CYS3, whose product is annotated as cystathionine gamma-lyase CYS3. The coding region runs from base 1 to 1179 and encodes 392 amino acids. Gene Ontology annotation, cellular component: cytoplasm. The transcript has a single exon. Gene Ontology annotation, molecular function: pyridoxal phosphate binding; cystathionine gamma-lyase activity. NCBI's taxonomy places the organism in Eukaryota, Fungi, Ascomycota, Saccharomycetes, Saccharomycodales, Saccharomycodaceae. The record is from RefSeq and is a predicted model, not a curated record. Gene Ontology annotation, biological process: transsulfuration.
AUGGGCUUAAGAGAAUCUGACAAAUUUGGUACCUUAGCUAUCCACGCUGGUACUCACAUAGACAUUCAUGGCUCUGUUAUCGAGCCAAUUUCUUUAUCUACCACCUAUAAACAAUCUAGUCCGGCAGAACCCUUAGGUGCAUAUGAAUAUUCUAGAUCGUCUAACCCAAACAGAAAAAACUUUGAAGACGCUGUUGCUGCUCUAGAAAAGGGUAAAUAUGGUUUGGCAUUUUCUUCUGGUUCCGCCACUACUGCCAUUGUCGUGCAAUCUUUACCUCAAGGAUCACAUGCUGUUUCUAUUGGUGAUGUUUACGGUGGUACUCAUAGAUAUUUUACUCAAGUUGCCAACAACCAUGGUGUCGACACUGAUUUCACCAACAAUUUAAUCGAGGAUUUACCAAAGUUAAUUAAAGACAACACCAAAUUGGUUUGGCUUGAAUCUCCAACCAAUCCAACUUUAAAAGUUACUGAUAUCAAAUUAGUUAGCGAAAUAGUUAAGACCAUUAAUAAAGACAUUUUAGUGGUUGUGGAUAAUACUUUCUCAUCUCCUUACUUGUGUAACCCUUUAACUUUGGGUGCCGAUAUUGUUGUUCAUUCCGCAACUAAGUACAUCAACGGUCAUUCUGAUGUUGUUUUGGGUGUUUUGGCCACUAAUAAUGAAGCAAUUUACGAGAGAUUGCAAUUUUUACAAAAUGCAGUUGGUGCCAUCCCAUCUCCAUUUGACUCUUGGUUGGCCCACAGAGGUUUAAAGACAUUACAUUUGCGUGUAACACAAGCUGCUCUAAGUGCUACAAAAAUUGCUGAACUUUUGAGUGCCAGUGACAAAGUCAUCGCAGUUAACUAUCCAGGUUUACCAACUCAUCCAGAUUACGAAAUCGUCAAAAAACAGCAUCGUGAUGCCUUGGGUGGUGGUAUGAUCUCUUUCAGAAUCAAAGGGGGCGCAGAAGCUGCUGCCAAGUUUUCUUCCUCUACUAGAUUGUUUACUCUUGCCGAAUCUUUAGGUGGUAUUGAAUCCUUGUUGGAGGUUCCAGCUGUUAUGACUCAUGGUGGUAUUCCAAAAGAACACAGAGAAGCUUCAGGUGUUUACGACGACUUAAUCAGAUUGUCUGUUGGUAUUGAAGACGUUGAUGACUUAUUGCAAGACAUCAAAGAAGCUUUGGAAGCUGCCACUGCUAAGUAA